Molecule: messenger RNA, 210 nt
Organism: Dictyostelium discoideum AX4
Lineage: Eukaryota; Evosea; Eumycetozoa; Dictyosteliales; Dictyosteliaceae
Exons: 1
Coding region: 1-210 (69 amino acids)
Source: RefSeq, a predicted model, not a curated record
AUGGUAAAUACGCAUUCGAUUUACUCGAUCAACCACAAAUGCAAAUCUCGAUCUUAUUCCACUUUCAAUGUAAACGAUAGUGUUUGGUUCGAUCAUCCCAAUACUGGUAAACGUACUGAUGAUUCACCGAGUGUUGAAGGUAUUGUUAAACCAUGUUUCCCAGUUACACCAUUCUAUGAAAUUACUUUAACCAACAGUGGAAAUGGUUAA